This is a messenger RNA of Fragaria vesca subsp. vesca, 2234 nucleotides long. Its product is annotated as putative kinase-like protein TMKL1-like. Gene Ontology annotation, biological process: protein phosphorylation. Gene Ontology annotation, molecular function: ATP binding; protein kinase activity; protein binding. The transcript has 2 exons. The record is from RefSeq and is a predicted model, not a curated record. The coding region runs from base 1 to 2016 and encodes 671 amino acids. NCBI's taxonomy places the organism in Eukaryota, Viridiplantae, Streptophyta, Magnoliopsida, Rosales, Rosaceae.
AUGGAGAUUUUGAAACCCUUCUUUUGCUUUCUGCUCUACUUCACUCUAUGCUUCCAUCUCUCUUCUUCUUCUUCCUCUUCAGAUGUUGAGCUUCUGCUGGGGAACAUCAAGGCUUCACUGCAAGGUAACUCUCAAAGCUUGUUGUUAACUUCAUGGAACACUUCUGUGCCUCUGUGCCAAUGGAGAGGCCUGAAAUGGGUUUUCUCCAACGGCUCUGUUUUGCCUUGCAAUGACAUGUCCUCACCCCAUUGGACCAAUCUUUCUCUCUCCAGAGACCCAAGUCUCCACCUUUACUCUCUUCAGCUCCCCUCUGCUAAUCUCUCUGGUUCACUACCCAGAGAAAUAGGGGAGUUUUCUAUGCUUAGAAGCUUGUACCUUAAUGUCAAUUCAUUGAGUGGGACCAUCCCACUUGAGCUUGGUUAUAGCUCUUCACUUUCUGAAAUUGAUUUGGGGAGCAAUUUGUUCACUGGGGCUUUAGCUCCAUCUGUGUGGAACUUGUGUGAGAAUCUUGUCUCGCUUCGGCUUCAUGCUAAUUUGUUAACUGGGCCUGUUCCUGAGCCUGCAUUGCCCAAUUCUACCUGCAAAGAUUUGCAGGUUCUUGAUUUGGGUGACAACAAGUUUUCAGGGAACUUUCCUGAAUUUGUGACCCAGUUUGGUGGGCUUAAGGAGCUUGAUCUUGGGAAAAACAUGAUUUCGGGUCCGAUUCCUGUGAGUUUGGGUAAGCUGGAACUUGACAAGUUGAACCUUUCACACAAUAAUUUUAGUGGGGUGUUGCCAGUUUUUGGAGGAUCAAAGUUUGGUGUGGAGGCUUUUGAGGGGAACAACCCUGGACUUUGUGGGGUGCCCUUGAGAAGUUGUAGUGGAAGCACUGGGUUGAGUCCUGGUGCAAUUGCUGGUAUUGUCAUUGGUUUGAUGACUGGGACUGUGGUUUUGGCUUCACUUUGUAUUGGGUAUGUGCAACACAAGAAGAAGAACAGCAGCGCGGAGAGUGAUUAUGAGUUGGAGGAAGGAGACGAUGAAGAAAAUGGGGGUCUUGGUGAUGGUGGUGGUGAUCAGGGAAGGCUUAUAUUGUUUCAGGGUGGUGAGCAUUUGACAUUAGACGAUGUGUUGAAUGCCACAGGACAAGUGUUGGAGAAGACCAGCUAUGGGACUGUGUAUAAGGCAAAGCUUGCAGAUGGGGGCACCAUUACUCUGAGGUUAUUGAGGGAAGGUAGUUGCAAAGAUGGGAGCUUGUGUGUGCCUGUAAUAAAGCAAUUGGGCCGCAUUCGCCAUGAGAAUUUGAUUCCAUUGAGAGCUUUCUAUCAGGGGAAGCGAGGGGAGAAGCUUCUGAUAUAUGACCAUCUUCCUCUCAAAAGCCUCCAUGAUCUUUUACAUGAAUCUAGAGUUGGGAAACCUGUGCUGAACUGGGCUCGGCGACACAAGAUUGCAUUGGGUAUAGCUAGAGGACUAGCAUAUCUCCAUGCAGGUCUUGAAACACCUGUUACUCAUGGGACUGUUAGAUCAAAGAAUGUGCUUGUGGACGAGUUUUUCGUAUCUAGGCUCACUGAGUUUGGGCUUGACAAGGUGAUGAUCCCCUCUGUAGCCGAUGAAAUGGUGGCUGUUGCAAAGGCUGAUGGUUACAAGGCACCGGAGCUUCAAAAGAUGAAGAAAUGCAAUUCUCGGACGGAUGUGUAUGCAUUUGGGAUUUUGCUAUUGGAAAUUCUGAUAGGCAAGAAGCCUGGUAAAAGUGGAAGGAGUGGCGAAUUCAUGGAUUUGCCUUCACUGGUCAAAGUGGCAGUUCUGGAGGAGACAACAUUGGAGGUUUUUGAUGUGGAGGUAUUGAAGGGGAUAAGGAAUCCCAUGGAAGAAGGUUUGGUUCAGGCAUUGAAACUUGCAAUGGGUUGCUGCGCUCCAGUUGCUUCGGUUAGACCCUCCAUGGAUGAAGUUGUGAAGCAGUUGGAAGAGAACAGACCAAGGAAUAGGUCUGCUUUGUACAGCCCAGCAGAAGAAAGGAGUGAGAUUAGUACCCCAUUUUGAGUUUGCUUAUCUAAAAUGUUUAAAUUAUCUGUCAUUUAGUUGAGCAUUGUAGUUGUCUAGCUUGUGAUGGAUUGGUGAUAGAGCUUCAUAUAUGAGGGUUAUAUUUCAAAUAUGAAGAUCAAUCCAUGGUUUCAAUGUACUUAUGACAAUGCUUCUCGUAGCUUCCUCUUUAAGCAGUGUUGGAAAAUGGAAUUAAUGAAAUAUCAAAAUAUAUGGUC